This is a messenger RNA of Myotis lucifugus (little brown bat), 5938 nucleotides long. It is a transcript of the gene TNKS2, whose product is annotated as tankyrase 2. The record is from RefSeq and is a predicted model, not a curated record. Gene Ontology annotation, molecular function: protein binding; NAD+ poly-ADP-ribosyltransferase activity. The coding region runs from base 115 to 3567 and encodes 1150 amino acids. NCBI's taxonomy places the organism in Eukaryota, Metazoa, Chordata, Mammalia, Chiroptera, Vespertilionidae. The transcript is spliced from 27 exons.
AGCUGAGCGGUCCAGGCCCUGAGUGCGUCUCCUCCGGGGGGCCUCGCCCUCCUGCUCGGGGGGCCCGGGCUCCUACUGCCGUUGCUGGCGCUGCUGCUGGCGGCGGCCAGGAUCAUGUCGGGCCGCCGCUGCGCCGGCGGGGGCGCGGGCGCGGCGGCGGAGGCCAUGGAGCCGGCCGCCCGCGAGCUGUUCGAGGCGUGCCGCAACGGGGACGUGGAGCGAGUCAAGAGGCUGGUGACGCCCGAGAAGGUGAACAGCCGCGACACGGCGGGCAGGAAGUCCACGCCGCUCCACUUCGCCGCAGGAUUUGGGCGGAAAGAUGUAGUUGAAUAUUUGCUUCAGAAUGGUGCAAAUGUCCAAGCACGUGAUGAUGGGGGCCUUAUUCCUCUUCACAAUGCAUGCUCUUUUGGUCAUGCUGAAGUAGUCACUCUCCUUUUGCGACAUGGUGCAGAUCCAAAUGCUCGUGAUAAUUGGAAUUACACUCCUCUCCAUGAAGCUGCAAUUAAAGGAAAGAUUGAUGUUUGCAUCGUGCUCUUGCAACAUGGAGCUGAGCCAACCAUCCAAAAUACAGAUGGAAGGACAGCGUUGGAUUUAGCAGACCCAUCUGCCAAAGCAGUGCUGACUGGUGAAUAUAAGAAAGACGAACUCUUGGAAAGUGCCAGGAGUGGCAAUGAGGAAAAAAUGAUGGCUCUGCUCACACCAUUAAAUGUCAACUGCCAUGCAAGCGAUGGUAGAAAGUCAACUCCAUUGCAUUUGGCAGCAGGAUACAAUAGAGUAAAGAUUGUACAGCUGUUACUGCAACAUGGAGCUGAUGUCCAUGCUAAAGAUAAAGGUGAUCUGGUGCCUUUACACAAUGCCUGUUCUUAUGGUCAUUAUGAAGUAACUGAACUUCUGGUCAAGCAUGGUGCCUGUGUAAAUGCAAUGGACUUGUGGCAAUUCACUCCUCUUCAUGAGGCUGCUUCUAAGAACAGGAUUGAAGUGUGUUCUCUUCUCCUAAGUUAUGGUGCAGAUCCAACACUGCUGAAUUGUCACAAUAAAAGUGCUAUAGACUUGGCUCCCACACCACAAUUAAAAGAAAGAUUAGCAUAUGAAUUUAAAGGCCAUUCUUUGCUGCAGGCUGCACGGGAAGCUGAUGUUACACGAAUCAAAAAACAUCUCUCUCUGGAAAUGCAUUGUGCUGCCGCAUCUCCAUACCCCAAAAGAAAGCAAAUAUGUGAACUGUUGCUAAGAAAAGGAGCGAACAUCAAUGAAAAGACUAAAGAAUUCUUGACUCCUCUACACGUCGCAUCUGAGAAAGCUCAUAAUGAUGUUGUUGAAGUUGUGGUGAAACAUGAAGCAAAGGUUAAUGCUCUGGAUAACCUCGGUCAGACUUCUCUGCACAGAGCUGCACACUGUGGUCAUCUACAAACUUGCCGCCUACUCCUGAGCUACGGGUGUGAUCCUAAUAUCAUAUCCCUUCAGGGCUUUACUGCUUUACAGAUGGGAAAUGAAAAUGUGCAGCAGCUUCUUCAAGAGGGUAUCCCAUUAGGUAAUUCAGAAGCUGACCGACAGUUGCUGGAAGCUGCAAAGGCUGGAGAUGUAGAAACCGUAAAAAAAUUGUGUACUGUUCAGAGUGUGAAUUGCAGAGACAUCGAAGGGCGUCAGUCUACACCACUCCAUUUUGCAGCUGGCUAUAACAGGGUGUCUGUGGUGGAGUAUCUGCUGCAACAUGGAGCUGAUGUGCAUGCUAAAGACAAAGGAGGCCUUGUACCUUUGCACAAUGCAUGUUCUUACGGACAUUAUGAAGUUGCAGAACUUCUUGUUAAGCAUGGAGCAGUAGUUAACGUAGCCGAUUUAUGGAAAUUUACACCUUUACAUGAAGCUGCAGCAAAAGGAAAAUAUGAAAUUUGCAAACUCCUGCUCCAGCAUGGUGCAGAUCCUACAAAGAAGAACAGGGAUGGCAAUACUCCUUUGGAUCUUGUUAAAGAUGGAGACACUGAUAUCCAAGAUCUACUGAGGGGAGACUCAGCUUUGUUAGAUGCUGCCAAGAAGGGCUGUUUAGCCAGAGUGAAGAAGUUGUCUUCUCCUGAUAAUGUCAAUUGCCGUGAUACCCAAGGCCGACAUUCAACACCUUUACAUUUAGCAGCUGGCUAUAAUAAUUUAGAAGUUGCAGAGUAUUUGUUGCAACAUGGAGCUGAUGUGAAUGCCCAAGACAAAGGAGGACUUAUUCCUUUACAUAAUGCAGCAUCUUAUGGGCACGUAGAUGUAGCAGCUUUACUAAUAAAGUAUAAUGCAUGUGUCAAUGCCACGGAUAAAUGGGCUUUCACACCUUUGCAUGAAGCAGCCCAAAAGGGACGAACACAGCUUUGUGCUUUAUUGUUGGCCCAUGGAGCUGAUCCUACUCUUAAAAAUCAGGAAGGACAAACACCUUUAGAUUUAGUUUCAGCAGAUGAUGUCAGUGCUCUCCUGACAGCAGCCAUGCCCCCUUCUGCGCUGCCUUCAUGUUAUAAACCUCAAGUGCUCAAUGGCAUGAGAAGCCCUGGAGUCUCUGCAGAUGCUCUGUCUUCGGGUCCAUCCAGCCCAUCAAGUCUUUCUGCAGCCAGCAGUCUCGAUAACUUAUCCGGGAGCUUUUCUGAACUGUCUUCAGUGGUUAGUUCAAGUGGAACAGAGGGUGCUUCCAGUUUGGAGAAAAAAGAGGUUCCAGGGGUAGAUUUUAGCAUAACUCAAUUUGUAAGAAUUCUUGGGCUUGAACACCUAAUGGAUAUAUUUGAGCGAGAACAGAUCACUUUGGAUGUAUUGGUUGAGAUGGGGCACAAGGAGCUGAAAGAGAUUGGAAUCAAUGCUUAUGGACAUAGACACAAAUUAAUUAAAGGAGUUGAGAGACUUAUCUCUGGACAACAAGGUCUUAAUCCAUACUUAACUCUGAACACUUCUGGAAGUGGAACAAUUCUUAUCGAUCUGUCUCCCGAUGAUAAAGAGUUUCAGUCUGUGGAGGAAGAGAUGCAAAGUACAGUCCGAGAGCACAGAGAUGGAGGUCAUGCAGGUGGAAUCUUCAACAGAUACAAUAUUCUCAAGAUUCAGAAAGUUUGUAACAAGAAACUAUGGGAAAGGUAUACUCACAGGAGAAAAGAAGUUUCCGAAGAAAACCACAACCAUGCAAAUGAAAGAAUGCUAUUUCAUGGGUCUCCCUUUGUGAAUGCAAUUAUCCAUAAAGGCUUCGAUGAAAGGCAUGCCUAUAUAGGUGGCAUGUUCGGAGCUGGGAUUUAUUUUGCUGAAAACUCUUCCAAAAGCAAUCAGUAUGUGUAUGGAAUUGGAGGAGGUACUGGGUGUCCAGUUCACAAAGACAGAUCUUGUUACAUUUGCCACAGGCAGCUGCUCUUUUGCCGGGUAACCUUGGGGAAAUCGUUCCUGCAGUUCAGUGCAAUGAAAAUGGCACAUUCUCCUCCAGGACAUCACUCAGUCACUGGUCGACCCAGUGUAAAUGGCCUAGCAUUAGCUGAAUAUGUUAUUUACAGAGGAGAACAGGCUUAUCCUGAAUAUUUAAUUACUUACCAGAUUGUGAGGCCUGAAGGUAUGGUUGAUGGAUAAUUAUUUUAGGAAACUAAUUCCACUGAACCUAAAAUCAUCAAAACAGCUGGUGGCCUCUUAAUUUUUACUCCUUUGCUGAGAAAAAUCAUUGUUCGACAAGCCUGUGGCAAAAGGAUAAAAAAUGUGAAAGAAGUUUUAACAUUCUGACUUGAUAAAGCUUUAAUAAUGUACAGUGUUUUCUAAAUAUUUCCUGUUUUUCAGCACUUUAACAGAUGCCAUUCCAGGUUAAAACUGGGUUUGUCUGUACUAAAUUAUAAACAGUUAACUUGAAUCUUUUAUACGUUAUGCAUUGAUUCUAACAGAAACUGUAAUCCCUCAACAGAACUCAUUUUACUAAUCCAGUACUGUGUUCUUUAAAACACAGCAUUUACACUGAAUACAGUUUCAUUUGUAAAACUGUAAAUAAGAGCUUUUGUACUAGCCCGAUAUUUAUUUACAUUGCUUUGUAAUAUAAAUCUACCGUUUCAGAAUUGCAGUGGUUACAGAUUUUUUUCAUGUGUACCGCUCAUCUGCACUUCAUCCUGCAUCAUCAUGAUUGAUCUUUACAUUUGAUUUCAGAGGCUGUGUUGAGUUGUCAGCAGAGACUUUGUCAGUUGGGAAAGAUUUAUUUAUCACAUUUAAUUUGCUGAUGGAAGCAUUUAUCUCUCAUUAGAAAUCUUUCCCAUUUAAGAGCCUAUUUCAUGAACUCUCUGGGGAUUUAAUUUGUGCUACCUUUAUAUGUAUAAGAUACAUUCCAAAGAGCUCUAACUAUGGUAGUCCUGAAUAUUAAAGAUGCUUCUUUACUGGCAUCAAACUCUAGGUUUCACGUUGGAAAAAGUUUUCAUAUCGUUCUGUGAAAAUUAGAGCAAGUGCUUUUAUUUUUUUAGAAAGGUUAUGUCCUGCCACUGAACAAUUAUGUUGUUCUUUUCAUGGAAUAUAAAUAGGAAGUUAAAUUUCAGAGGUGGGAAGGAUAAUCUUGAAUAAUUUUCCAAUAUGUUCUAAUCACUGUAAAUGUAAGCAGAAAAAAAUUGCAAAUGGGAGUAGGUGGUUUUUUGUCCUAUUUUUUUCCUGUUCUUUUUCCUUGGCCUUACCUUAUACUUACAGCCAGUCUAUACACGAUAGGUAAGCUCCACCCAGAACAUGAAGUGUAGGUGUCCCAGUUCUCUCCUCGCCUCCUGAAUGGGCAGGUGCAGUGAGAAGGGUGCUUCUGCUCUGGGCCACCUCAUCAUGACAUUACAUCCAGUUGGAGAUACGCUAUCCCAUAAAAUACCAUUCCUAGUUUCUAAUAUUAACUAUCUUUUCCAUGAAAAAUGCUAAGGCAUCUUGGUACAGAGACACAAGUUACGGCUUGGCAGUCUUUGUUGACUCUAGCGUCCUCAUAAGUCAAGGCAAGAGUUUUACCCACUUAAGUCUUUGUAAAUGAGGAUGUUCCCAUUCACUCUAUACAAAUUUACCUUUGUUUUACAUUUCAUUCAGUCUCUAACUAAUUGGUCCUUUACAGUAACUUGUACAUAAACUGCUAGAAAAUCAUGGUGGGUUUUUUGCCUUGAUUAAGAGUUAAUCAGAGUAAAUGCAUAUCUGGAGUUUCUGUGAUGUAAGUUGUUUGGCAGCUGUAGAGAGAAUGCUAUCCCAUAAAAUGCCAUGUAAGUUGUGAUUAUUAUUUGAGGUCAAUCCUGACCUUUAAUACAGCUUUCUAAUAAUUGCAAACAUAAUCCUAAAGUCAUUUCUUGGAACUCAAAUGAAGUAUGCCAAAUUUUAUAUAAUUUUUCAGAUUCUGGAAGCUUCCAUGUUUUAUAAUUAAGAUAAUGAGAUGAAUUGAUGGAGUUUAUAUUUACAUACCUUAUCUCUCAUCAUUUAGCCCAUAAUCCUCACCCUAUGAGUGAAUCUGGAAUUGCUUAUCAUGUAAAAUUAUCGUGGUCUAUGAGUUUACAAUAUUGCAGCCUGUGUUGUUUCAUCUAAUCCAUUGCUUAAUUAGUGUGUUCAAGUUUUUCUAUAAAUGAUUAUAUUGUGGUUAAUAUGUUAGCAUGGUGAUAUUUUCAGAUAGCUUUUUGUUUGUUGGGAGCUUGAAGAGGGGGUUGGAGGGAUUUGGGGAAUUUUUUUUUUUUUUUGGAGUUUUUGCAUGAAAUACCUUACUUUAUAAUGAUGGAAUUGCUUUUUCUUUGUUUUGUGAAUUUUUUUGAAGUGAGAUUUAACUUUUUGUGUGAGUAGUACUGUUAUAUUCAUCUAGAGUGUCUUACUUGUACUGUAUCACAUUCCAUACCCUCAUUUAAUUCUUAAUAAACUGUUCACUUGUUUUUUCAGGUAGCAUGGUAAUUACUGGAGUAGUAUAAGUGUGUUGAAUGGAAUUUGAGAAAAUGGAUUAAGAUUACAAUAAACCACAAUUGCAGGAAAA